AUGGGAGAUCAAACUGAAAAUGUCGGUGUUGUUCCUUUGGGUUUAGCUGGACAACCAACAGUUGACACAACCAGUCCACUCUAUGUGCAUCCCUCAGAUAAUCUCGGUGCAAUGUUAGUACUAACUCCAUUUGAUGGAAUCGGGUAUCGAUCAUGGAGAAGAGGCGUUCUGCGAUCCCUAUCUGUGAAGAACAAAGUCGGCUUCAUCACCGGAGAAUGUGUGAAACCAGGGCCAACUUCAUCUCAACUGCGACAAUGGGAGAGGUGCGACGAUAUGGUAACUUCUUGGAUCCUUAACUCUCUUACUAAGAAAAUUGCAGAUAGUGUUGAAUACGUUAAUAGUUCAAUAGAGCUCUGGAAGGAGUUAGAUGAUCAAUAUGAUCAAAUCAAUGGUGCGAAGCUAUACCAAAUACAAAAGGAAAUUAACGACAUAGCUCAAGGAAAUCUCGAUAUCACUACUUACUAUACUAGAUUGAAAAAGUUAUGGGAAGAGUUGUGCACUCUAAAUGCCCAGGGACAAUGUACAUGUACUUGCACUUGUGGUGCAAAAGAUAACUCACAUAAGGCAGAACAAUCUCGGAGAUUGAUUCAUUUUCUCAUGGGACUCAAUGAAGUGUACACUGUGGUGAGGGGGAAUAUUCUUAUGAUGACUCCAUUGCCAAGCAUGGCGCAAGCAUUUUUGAUAUUGAUUCAGGAAGAGAAACAACGCGAGUUUAAACCAAACAAUCAACACUUCAUGGAGUCCACCUCCCUCAAUGCAAGCUCGUCUGGUGCUUCUUCUUCAAGAGCCUUUAAGACAAAUUAUUCCCCAGCAACUAUCCUCCGAGGCAAAAUUAUGCAUCUGGUAGUACAUCUGGAAAUUACUAUACAAGAAGGCCUAUGUAAUUACAACAGUAGCCAGGAUCAUCACCAACAACAGCCUUACAGGUCCAAUAAAGGGAAAGGAAAAGUGGCAAAUGUACAUGGACAACCUGCUGUUGACGUCUCAGAUAAAGGGAAGGGUCUGGCCAUCCAGAAUGAGGAUCAAACUGUUAGUCUAACCAAAGAGGAAUAUGGACAAAUGAUGCACUUGCUGAGACAAUUUCAAUGCAAUGAUGAUUCAGACAACACUCAUGGAACUACAAAUUUUACAGGUAUUGUAAUCUGCACUUCUUCAAUUGAUUUUAGUAAGCCAUCUUGUAAAUGUUAUGAAUCAAAGGUUGACCAGUGGAUUCUAGAUUCAGGAGCUUCCAACCACAUGACCUUUAACAAAGCCUCUUUGACCAAUAUAAAAACACUACCAUACCCAAUGCUUAUCAGUCUUCCAAAUGGUUAUAAGGUUAAGCCCCCUUCAAUGAAGAGGCCUCAGGAGAUUGGUAGUAGCAGAGAUGGACUGUAUUACCUGUGUUCAAAGUGCUUGAAAAGCAACAGGGUCAAUUCUAAGACAAAUCCCAUUUCCUCUUGUAAUUGCAUUUGUAGUUCAAGCUCUAGUUCUUGUCUUUCUAGUUCACCAUCUUUGCAUUCAGUUGUAGACCUUUGUAAUAAGAAUAUUUCUCUUCAAGCUGCUGCAUGUAAUGAAAGUGUUUUCCUUCAGUCUGCUCUUCCUUGCUCAUCUAAUGAAACUAAUGUGGACUUGUUAUGGCACAAUAGGCUUGGACCUGUUCCUUUUUUGGCUGUUGUUGGUGAUGAUCCUGGCUACUAUUGUAAUUCUGUACUAACACAUAGGCCUUCUUGUAGACCUACUAUACCUAAGCUCCACAGAGAUAAAUUUGACCCCAAAGCCACACCACACAUCUUCAUUGGAUAUCCAUUUGCAACGAAAGGUUACAAGGUAUUAAGCCUAGCAACAAAAAGACUGCAUGUUUCUAGAGAUGUUGUGUUUCCUUUUAGUUUGUCUCCAAAUGGGUCUUCCUUUCCUGCUGUCUUUAAAUCUGUGUCAAAAUCUGCACAAUCUGCAGAUGUGUUCAUUGAUGAUGUGUUACCUAGUGCUGCACCUAUUUAUGAUAAUCAAAGAAACACUAGUGUUAUAACCUCAAAUUUUGGUCCUGCCACCAUUAAACCUCCUUACUCCCACAAUGAUGUUGUACCUAAAACACAACCUACUCAACCUCAAAGGAGAUCUAUUAGGACCCACAAAGCAGGUACCUACCUGCUAGAUUAUGUAUGUCCUACACCCAAAGCAAUAACUUGUUCCACACCAUUAUCUCUAAGCUCACUAUUUUGUCGACAUAGUCACAUUGCUCCUGAUGUCCUAGCAUUGACUAGUCAGCACUUGGUUAACAAUGUUUGCAAUGAUAGUGAACCAUCAUCAUUUGAGCAGGCAAUUCUCAAUCUUGCAUGGCAAACAACCAUGACACAAGAAUAUGAAGCAUUACAUGCCAACCACACAUGGGAUCUGGUUCCUUUACCUGAAGGGAAGAAAGCCAUAUGA
Messenger RNA from Solanum tuberosum (potato), 2409 nucleotides. RefSeq lists its product as uncharacterized. The transcript has 6 exons. Lineage: Eukaryota; Viridiplantae; Streptophyta; Magnoliopsida; Solanales; Solanaceae. The coding region runs from base 1 to 2409 and encodes 802 amino acids. The record is from RefSeq and is a predicted model, not a curated record.